AUGAAUUCUAAGGCGACGAUUGGGGAAAGAUGUAGCAGUCCAGGGAAACGUGGAUCCAGGUGUUCUUUUUGGUUCGAAAGUGUUCAUCUCCAACCGGAUCAACGAUGUAGUGAGGAAGGCUGGCAAGGGGAGUCGGACGAAGAUGGUCGGCCAGCAGAACCGGAGAUUGUAGCAGCCGAAUAUCUGGCCUUGCCGGCGUCCCUAGAAGCACCACCCGCUCUCCCAACUGCGGAUGAUCAGCGCGCCGUUGAUGGUCGAUUUCUCCGGAACCCCGUCGGAGAUCUGGAGGCGAUGAGGAAUCGAUACUUCAGGGUGGGAGGGUUUCGAGGCGGAGGCAGAGCCGUCGGGGUCUAUCCCGCACCAGUUCUUGCAACGUGGUGGAAAAUAUUUUUUAAUUAUUGUGACAUUUUUUAA
Linum trigynum is the source of this 414-nucleotide messenger RNA. The record is from the annotation of a GenBank genome assembly. Lineage: Eukaryota; Viridiplantae; Streptophyta; Magnoliopsida; Malpighiales; Linaceae.